AUGUUCACAUUUUCCUCUGUUCCAAUGAAAAAGAAUAAUGGAAAACAAAAACAAGAAAAGAGAAAAAAAAAUCAGUGUGGAAGGAAAUAGGAAUUACAGUCUGCAGAGGAAGUGAGAUUGUAUUUGUUCCCCAUUCAUGGCUCCCAGUCUCACUUCAAACUCAUUUCUCCUCACUACUCCGCCUCGUUCGAAGCAGCUCUCAGCCAGGAGCUACAGAUUGACUGUUUUUGCUAAAGGGUCAGGACCCUUGUCUAAAUUCAGCCUCGGCAAAAAAGAGAAUGGAAGUGAGGAUGAAUCUUACAAGCCGAGCAAUGGAAAGAAAAAUUUCUUUUUCGACCUCAGCAAGAUUAAUCCGGACAUGAAGUCUUUAAUUCCAGUUGUGAGCAAGCCAGCUUCAGGUUUGUCAUUCGGAAACUCAAGGCGUAAGGAUGGUAAUUCGGUGUUUGUUGCUGGUGCAACUGGGCAAGCUGGAGUCCGCAUUGCACAAACAUUAUUGCGCAAAGGGUUCACGGUCAGGGCGGCCGUUCCUGAUCUUGGUGCAGCUCAAGAACUAGCUCGUUUGGCUGCUGCUUACAAGAUCAUCUCCGCUGAGGAAUCAAAACGACUCAAUGCUGUUGCAUCAACCUUUAGUGAUUCGGAAUCCAUUGCAAAGGCUAUGGGCAAUGCCACCAAAGUUGUAGUCACAGUUGGCCCUUCAGAGAAUGGGCCUUCCGCCGAGGUCACCCUCGAAGAUGCUCUACUAGUUGUUCGAGCCUCUCAACUAGCUGGUGCUAACCACGUUGCCAUAAUCUAUGACGGGACCACAGGAGGGGCAUCUUCCAAUAACGUUCUAAAUGGCAUAUCUUCGUUCUUCAACAAUUUUUUCUCGAGAGCUCAAUCAUUAAACAUGACAGAGUUUGUGGAGGAGUUGGUGGAUACAAAUGUGAACUACACCCUCAUAAAGACCAAACUGACAGAAGAUUACUCUCUGGAGAAUUCUUAUAAUGUCGUUAUAUCAAACGAAGGAACCUCUACCAGUCAGAAGAGCGACAGCAAAUGUAAUGUAUCUACGAGCCAGAUUGCAUCCUUGGUGGCUGAUGUUUUCACAAAUACAGCUGUAGCAGAAAAUAAGGUGGUUGAAGUUUCUACAGACCCCUCGGCAGCAUUGAAGUCCACAAACGAACUCUUCAGUGCUAUUCCUGAGGAUGGAAGGAGAAAAGCGAAAGCAGAAGCAUUAACUAAGGCAAAAGCAGAGGAAGAAGCAAUAAUAGCUGCUGCGAGAGCUAGUGAAGCAUCUGAGGCUGCUAAGAAACUUACAGAAGAAGUGCAGAAGCUAUCAGAGCAAGAAGCUCGAGCGUCAAGUCUUGCCAAAGAUGCCAAAGAAAAAGCUGAGGCUGCAGGGGCUUCAAUGGAAAGCUUUAUGAAUAAAGCAAAAGGCAUUAGUUCAGGUUUGUCAUGGGACAAAUUGAGUUCACAAAUUGCAACUGCUGUUCAAAAUAAGGCCGAGGACUUAAACACCCCGGUCGCUACUGUACGGGGCCAAGCCAAGGCUCGAAACUUACCAGCUCAAAAAGCUGUUGUCAAACAAUCAAAACCAAAAGCAGCAGUGGCAUCAUUUAGGCAAUCGAAGCCAAAAGUGGAACAAAAUGAAGUUAAAAAGGAGGAGAGGAAGAUUUUUGGAGGCUUGUUCAAGCAAGAAACAAUCUACAUGGACGACUGAGUCGACCGAUCAAUAUUUUGUUGUUAUCACCUGUCAAGUAUUAACAUUGUUCAGUAAAUUUGAAGAAAUGUUGUUUUUUAAAGCCUGAGCUUUUCAGCUCUGUGGUGGUUACAUUUGAAACCUCACAGUUUUUCUUGGCCGCACUCUAAUUAGUUGCCACAUCCUGUCACAGUAGUGAUGUCAUUGUUCAACCAAUAUAAAAAGAUAAUGCAUUAAAAUA
Messenger RNA from Papaver somniferum (opium poppy), 1919 nucleotides. Its product is annotated as protein PLASTID TRANSCRIPTIONALLY ACTIVE 16, chloroplastic-like. The record is from RefSeq and is a predicted model, not a curated record. NCBI's taxonomy places the organism in Eukaryota, Viridiplantae, Streptophyta, Magnoliopsida, Ranunculales, Papaveraceae. The transcript is spliced from 5 exons. The coding region runs from base 137 to 1699 and encodes 520 amino acids.